This is a messenger RNA of Magnusiomyces paraingens, 1374 nucleotides long. RefSeq lists its product as uncharacterized. The transcript has a single exon. Bases 1 to 1374 code for a protein of 457 amino acids. Lineage: Eukaryota; Fungi; Ascomycota; Dipodascomycetes; Dipodascales; Dipodascaceae. The record is from RefSeq and is a predicted model, not a curated record.
AUGGUUUUGCAUAAUUCUAAAUGGGACAAAAAGGCUACAAAAAACUACUAUCGGAAGCAUAACAUUAAACCCCCUCUUCCAAAGCAUUUAAGAGAUAAAACACAAAAGGAUGAUGCUGAAAACAGCAGCUCGAGUGACGAAGACAUUAGUGGGAAGGAAUACAGUGAUGCAGAACAUCACGAGACAAGAAAAGAAGAAUCUUCCAGUGAAGAUGAAAAAAGCUCUGAAGAGACCGAGGAGAAGCCAAUAGAUGAGUUUGGUGACAAGACUAAAACGGGAUCAACGACGCUUGCCAAAGUUGUGAUUGAUGCGGCUGGGCUGACAGAGGAAGACAUUGCGAGAAUGAAGAGUGGCCGCAAGAAGAAGCCUGGAUCUAAUGCAUGGCGAUACAGCAGGAAGAACAAACAAGGUUACAGCAAGGAUGAUUCUGUUGCAGAGUUGUUGGCUGUACAAGAGCGAAAUCCUCAGCUUAAGUACGAUCCGGAGUUUCAGGAAGUUCUCAAGGCGCGGCAGGAAGAAGAGGUUUUUGAAGAAGACCAAUUGCGAUUAGCAAGAGAUAUUACAACUAAAAAGGCUGUUGAAGAAGAGGAGCGACUGCGGCGAGAGGAAGAUGAGGAAGAGGAGCGCGAGGCUCGUGAAGAAGAAGAAGCAUUGGAGCGAUUGCGUCAGGAACGUCAUGAGAGAGAGCUACGUGGAGAGACCAAGACUUAUACACUUGCAGAGCUAGAAGAUUCCGAUGAUGAAGAUACCAAGAGUCGUUGGCAAAAGGGGAAAUGGACAGAAGAGAAGCCAGAAGACACACCUAAAAAGAGCAAUGUGAAGAAGCUUAAGGAUACUUCAGAGUAUUAUUCUAUUCAACGAGAAAUUGAUAAAGCAGCAACAGAAGCUGCGAUUAAAAAACGGUUUGCAGGUGGCAGCAAAGGCAGUGGUAUUGGCACUGCUAGCCACCUUACGGGAAAGACUGGUGCUGGGACAGGCAGAGUGUUGGAUAUAACCGGGCGUAAGGACAAGGGUGACGAUGAGCGGUUAAAACAAUUUGUAAAAGACGAGAAGAGACACGGUUCUAAAGCUGAAAAUGAGCGGUUACGUGGGGCAGGUUCAAAGUUUGUUUCAAAGGGAGAAGAAGAUAUUGAUUCGUUUUUGAACUCUUUAGAUUCUCUCAGCGUGACCGAUAAGAAAGAUCCAUUGGGUGCAGGUCCACAUUUAGAGUCAGAUUCGGAAAAGGAAUACAAGUUCAGUCUUAGUGGUAUACCUGGAUUGGACUCAGAUGAUGAUAAUGAUGAUGAUGGUAAGACACCCCCUAGGUUUAAACUACCGGUUACAGGUGGGGUCAACAAAGAUCAAGAGGCUUGGCUUGAUAACUUACUUGGGUAA